GAGCCAGCUGUGCCGGUGAUAUUAACUGGAUUUCAGAUUGCCUGUGACUGCUGCAGUAGGUGGUACCACCAAGCAUGUGUCCAGGGGACAUCAAAAGUGAACUUUCUGUGUCCUGCCUGUGAAAAUUAACCAGAUAUUGUAGCUUUCUUUUUCUUUCUUUCAAACAAUGGAUGGUACUGUACCAGUGUAUUUAUUUUCUGUUUUAAUGGAUAGUUCAUACAUUCAAAAGUUCUGUUAUUACCCCCAUGAACAACAAACCUGUCUGUAUAAAUCAUACUAAAUUUAACAGAAUAAAAUACUGCAUUGAAUAUUAUUACUUGUGUAGGUGCAUCAGACCCAUGUUAGUGACUCUCUGUAUAUUCACACAGAAGAAAAUAAUGCCCAAAUAAUACCCUAGUAUAAUGUCACAUUUUAAAUUUACUUUUAAUCAUUUAGCAGACGCGUUUAUCCAAAGCGAGUAAACGACUUACAGAUGAGGGAAACAAUGGAAGCAAUUGGAACAACAUGAGGACAACAAAAAGCAUAGGUGCAAUAAAAAACUGGUCUCAUAUAGCCUACCACAGUAUACAGAGAUAGGAUUUUUUUGAAAGACUAUAUAUUACAUUACUUGUGUAGGUUCAUCAGAACCCAGCCUAGCUGAGAUUUUAUCCUAGCUAGUCGGUCUCAAGCCCGGGUAAAUGGGGAGAGAGAAGAUGCUGGGAAGCAGCGUUAUCAGUUAGCCAAAACAUCUGGCAAACCAACAUUGUUGGACUGCGCUGAAGAAGGAAAUGGCGACCCACUUCAGUAUUUACGCCAAGAAAAUUCAAUGGAUAGACAACCGAAGAGUUUUCAAGAUAUGGCGCUGGAAGGUGAGGACCCCAGGUUGGAAAGUGCCCAAAAUGCUACUGGGGAAGAGCCUAGGAUUACUAUGAUUAGUACUGGGAUUUGGAUGUGUCUGUACCAAAACCGAAAGGACGUUCAGAUGCUGAUGUACCCAGACACGAAAGACAUGAAAGGAACAUCCGAAGCUUAACAAAGACGCAUACAAUUGGAACAUGGAAUGUUAGAACAAUGAAUCAGGGAAAGCUCGACACUGUGAAAAUGGAAAUGGCUCGCAUGAAGAUCAGUAUACUUGGAAUAAGUGAGCUGAAGUGGACAGGCAUGGGUCAUUUUCAAUCAGGUGAUUACAAAGUCUUUUAUGCUGGACAUGAUGCAAACCGAAAAAAUGGAGUAGCCCUAAUUGUGGAGAAAGAAACUGCGAAUGCAGUCAUGGGAUACAAUCCGAAGAAUGACCGAAUGAUAUCUAUUCAAAUUCAAGGCCACCCGAUAAAUCUGACUAUCAUUCAAGUGUAUGCGCCAACAACAGAUGCCGAUGAAGAUGCUCGUGAAGCGUUCUACUCCGAACUGCAGCAGCUCAUUGAUUCAACACCAAAGAAGGAUGCCAUUCUCAUCAUCGGAGAUUGGAAUGCCAAAGUUGGAGAAAAAGAAGAACCUGGAAAAGCUGGAAAAGAAGGACUUGGCUACCGAAAUGAAGCAGGAGACAGACUGAUGGAGUUCUGCCAUGAAAACUGUCUAUGCAUCAUGAACACGUGGUCAAGCAGCCCAAAAGAAGACCUUACACCUGGACCUCACCAAAUGGGCAGUGUCGAAACCAAAUUGAUUACAUACUUUGCAGUAGACGAUGGAAAAGCUCAGUACUGUCAGCAAAGACACGUCCAGGAGCAGACUGUGGCACAGACCAUGAACUGCUACUAUCAAAGCUGA
This is a messenger RNA of Triplophysa rosa, 1743 nucleotides long. Its product is annotated as craniofacial development protein 2-like. The coding region runs from base 1051 to 1743 and encodes 230 amino acids. The record is from RefSeq and is a predicted model, not a curated record. The transcript has 2 exons. Gene Ontology annotation, molecular function: catalytic activity. Lineage: Eukaryota; Metazoa; Chordata; Actinopteri; Cypriniformes; Nemacheilidae.